This is a messenger RNA of Schistosoma curassoni, 4580 nucleotides long. Lineage: Eukaryota; Metazoa; Platyhelminthes; Trematoda; Strigeidida; Schistosomatidae. The record is from the annotation of a GenBank genome assembly.
ACAGACCAUGUUACAUAGCGGUGGAGUAAUGCAGAGUAGAAUGCUAUCCAGUUCAGUGUAUUGCCCUUCUACGACGUAGCUAUUGCAAGUUGGUCCGUACUCUGCAUCGGCGUGGUAAUAUUGAAGUAAGAAAUGAACCUGUAAAUGUUCAUUGACAGCUCUAUCUUGUAUGGGUUCAUAUAUUACUAUGUACAUCAUAUUGUUUUACGUGUUGCUAUUUAAACACUAUUAUAAAAGAUAGCAUUUAUAUUAACUAUUAGAAGCCGGCAAGCUAGCUUAUUUUCUUUACCUAAAAUAUUGAACAACCUCAACAUCCCUUUCAGUUGUUCUAAUACACUGCAAGUGCUCUGAAGACAUAUUUUCAUAAAUACUUGCAACCUAAUUCAUCUAACCUAUUCUUAGCACUGCUUUCCUUAAUGACAAUGAACCCCAAGAACGAAAAUGUGUUGACACAAGUCCCGAAGGCGUGGUACAGUGUGAAAAGCUAUAGGCAGUCAUGUUUAAUAAUGGCGGCUUCCAGUAGUAUUUAUUUUGUUCCUCUAUUAAGCCUAGUACACAGCGCUUUGGAGACAAAUAAAUACCUGUGACCUAUAAAUACGAUCCGAUCUUAACAUUGGUGUUUUACAGUCAAACAAAAGGAGUUUGAAUCACUACCAAGUAUGCUAAGUCCAUAAUAAGUGGUCAUGUAUGUCACUUAUAUCAUUGUUAGUGUGGGUUGAGGAUACCUAUAUAAAUGUUGUGUGUACUCCGUGAUGUAGCUGGAAACUGACCUAUCAAGAGCAACGUAGCUUUCAAUAAUACUAAAAUACCCUAAACACUCGAAAAUUUCUCCAGAUUCUUAAUUCAAGCUUUCGGUACAAGCCACUUAAGAGGUGUAAAGUUUAUCUAAGUAUUCGGAAGGUCAAUCGUCUCGUUUUUGCUGGACAUAACUGUCUCCCUUGGGUUUAUUUAUGCGGCACAAAUCAGUUCUAGUAAGUGGUUGUUUGAACUCUAGGAGCCCAGUUGGGGACUCGGAGUGUAUACGUAAUUGACAUUUUUGUUAUCCCUAACCAGUUAUAGAGUUAAUUUGAAAUAUGUAUCCACUGUGCUUACUCAUUCUGAGGUGAUAGUCACAACUCAACGGCAUCCCAGGAAAUUCUGGUUGUAUAGUCGAAUUUUCCUGUCUUACAACUCAAGCUACGUAAUAACUCAAGCUUAGCUGUUAAGGCAUUCGUCUUUCAGCCACUAGGUCUCACACCCAAACCUUACUUCACUUACUUUGUUUUGGGCAGUAUCAUUAGAUCUCACAAUUAAAGUGUAGCUCAUACCCAAGUACUUGGUAAAUGAGUUGACUAUUUGUUUUCUUAUCCACUGAGUAGUUAUAUUUGAUAAUAGAGGAAUAAAAUCAAGAACAAUUUGAACAAAACCUAUCACUUGUCGGUCCUAAAUUCACUUGACAAGUUCAGACAAAGGAUUUAACGUCUGACCAGUGAUUGUCUAUUAGGAUGUAUUGAUAAACACCAUAUAAUGAUGUAACUAGGACUUGUCAAUCCAGCAACACUACCCAUUCAUUUUUUAAAUAAGAUUUCCUAUAACCAGAAACCUAAGCUUAUUGUUUGCUAGAUAAAUUUAUCGUCGUUGUUCAUAGACAUUUUUUUUCCAUUUUUAGGUCUUGAUAAAAUGAUUCACUUGUAUUUAAAACGUCAAAGCAACAUCAUAGAUAAUGAUUCCAACCUGGAAAAGAACCGUGAAAAACUAUGUCGUUUGUUAGAGACUGCCAGAUCACAGAAUUCUGGUAAUACAGUCGUCAAAAAGCUGAAGGGAUCUGCAUCGCGUAAGAUUCGUUCAACCGUAUCACAAAGUUUCACGAAGCACACACGCCGGGUUCCAGGCUUGAAUGCUAAGUCAGAAAAAAUCCCUGUUGAUCACUGGCCCUCGUCAGAAAAUGGCUUUUUCUGUUUACUUAGAGGAUUUCUUACACAUGGGGGUGUACGGAGGAGAUUAACUACAGCUCAGAUUUGUGAAUAUGUUCGUGAAUGGCAGGUUUGCAAUCAAAACAGGUUAAGAACGGUUGGGAGAGGUUGCAGCUGGAUCGAUCGGGUUGAAGACUGGUCUUCUGUAACUCAUCAUGCAUUAGAUUUUCUUACCGCAGAAAGUUCACCCGAAAGUGUCAUACGUAACAGUUCUCGCCGGCUUGUAUGUCCGAGACCGUUUGUUAGUUUAAAACCGCGCAUUCAUCAGUGGUGUUGGCUCCUGUGCCCCCCAUCAGAAAUAAACCCUAAAGUCGACCAAGAAUGGAUCCAAAAAUUUGAACUGGAAACCAGAGAGUUGACGGGUUUAUUUUCUGACUGGCUUCGAGCUCCUCGUGGUCUUGGUGGGUUGACAGAUGCAGUUUUGUCGAUAACAGACUCCUUGCUUUUGAGUAGGAGGAAUAAAGUCAAAUCCGUUAAGAAUACAAAUCCUUCAGUUAUGGAAAAACAGUAUUCUGGAGGAUCUGAUGGUGACGGUGAUGUAGAAGACUCAGAAAUUGAUGAAGGUCAAAGAUGUUUACGAAUAGAUGAUUGCCAAGUUGAGUCAGAUGAUGGCGAUAAGAAAAGUGGAGACAUCCAAAAGAUUAGAAGAAACAUUUCAUCAAAACACUCUCAACAGUCAAUAUCCCAUGAAGAUAAUCGACUUUAUUCCGACGAUGAUAUCCCUCCACCACUCUAUCCAACUAGAUGGAAACUCCGACCAUUUUCAAAGGAAGAGAAGGCUGAUUUUCAAUUGCAAGAAGCUGAACGUUUUUCUCAUCCAUGGUCUCCAUUUGUUUAUCACAUACAAAACUACUGCGCUGUAGUUGGACCGUUACGCUCAGCUCCAAGUGCUUUAAGUCAUGACUUAGUGUUGUAUAAUUCUGGUCGUAAUUGGUCUGGUAACUCAAAGGCUAGAGACCAUCCUCUACUGCGGCUUGACCGCCCUAUGUUUGUAAGUUUGGCUGAAAUUGUCCGAGACGCUGUGGCUUGUUUGCCCAAUGGAGAAGGUACUCGUGCAGAUAUCACCACCCUUGUACAGAAUAGCGGUUUUUUAUUACCGAAUGUCAAUCCACGCCAGUUACAACAAUGUGUCAGUUCUGCGUUGGAUCGAUUACAAGGUGAAACUUCUGAUCCGUCGGUCUACUUUAAUAACAAUCGUCGUAUGUGGAUUUAUCGUCACAGAAAUAGGACUGUUGAAAAGUUUGCUGAACUACACGAAGCAAGAUGUGCUGUUAAUGAAACCAAGAAAAUUAUUCAACGUGGUGGUAGUACAUCUGUUCUGAAUAUUAACCAAACAGUUAAACCUACUAAUAAAUUAAUUCCUGACAAGUAUCCAGAAUAUUCUAGCAAACAAAAUAAUUUACGACAUAAUUCUUCAAAAUAUUCUGGACGUUAUCAUAAUCAUCAUCACAGUGGCAGACAUAUUCAAUCGGGUUAUAUCAGUCGAGAUUAUGGGUAUAUGGAAUUAAACAGAAACUAUUCAUUUAUUGAUGAUGAUCAUAUACCUGAUAUUGAAGAAUUAGAGGCAGCUGAUGAAUUCAAUAUGAUGGAAUAUAAUUGUACAUCUGCUAAUUAUUCAGUGAAUUCUAAUAAUGUCAAAGGUCAUAUUGGUACAGUGGUUGAUAACACUGAGUAUGAUGAUGAUAAUGAAAUGGAUGAAGUGGAUUAUGAAAAUGAAAUUCUAAGUGCUUGGGACGAUGAUAAUUCUACCGAUCGAAUAAUCAAUCCUCCUACUGGUCAACAACGAGGCAAUCAACAAUUCAACAAAAUGCCUAGAUACUUGGAUCCAUUUCAGUCAAGAAGUCCAACAUCAUUUAUAUUGCCAUCAAAUAAUUACUCUCAGUCAACCAGUAAUUACAAACAAUCACGAUUAAAUGAUUCUAAUUAUUCAUCGAAUUCGAAACGAAUUCAUAAAAACUACACAACUGCUACUGCAGAUGAUGAUGAUGACGUUGAAAUUGGAAACUAUAUUAUUGACAGUGAAGAGAUAAACGAGGAAUAUUUCUAAGCUUUCUGAAUCAUUAUCUAAUUAAUGAUGUGUAAAUAUCUCAUAUCUUUUGAAAAUCUCAUUUUGAUAAAGUGAUUUGUUUUUUUUUGUUUGUUCUAACUGCAAAUAGAUUUCCUCCAUCUUUUUAAUUUCUUUGGAAUUUCAAAAAGAGUAAACAACCCUGAUAUUUCUUAAUUUCUAUUCCAUUCCUAACAUUCAUUCAUGUUUAACUUAACAGCAAUUAAAAUGUAAAUCAAAAUUUCAUUUGUACAAUUAUUUGACCUACCUACAAAUAAAUCAGUAGUGUCGAUGAAUUAUCGGUCAGUUUAGUUGUUUAUUAACCAGCGAAAUAUUUCCAUGUUCAAAAGCCGAUAAGUGGAGUCAGAAUUUGUUAGCGGGACAGAUUGGAUUAAAGCAUGUUCCAUGCACAAUUGCGUUGCUGCACACUGAUUGGCUCAUUCUUAUCCAAUCAGCGCUAGCCGAUACUUGGAGAAGACUCGAGAAUCUUAUGUAAAAACUAUAAAUAUACUAACGCUUUUCUUAUUGUGCUUCUUGCUUCCAUCUACCCUUGUUAUUUGGAAUAUAAUCUCUUUUUCCUGUUC